Molecule: messenger RNA, 2256 nt
Organism: Prorocentrum cordatum
Lineage: Eukaryota; Dinophyceae; Prorocentrales; Prorocentraceae
Source: the annotation of a GenBank genome assembly
GUUUGGUCGUCGUCGUGCCCCCUCCUGCGCGCGGCCGACGUCCGCCCCGCGCAGCUCCGCUCUGCGAGGCGUGCCCCGGCACGCCCCCCGCUGCCGAGGCGGAGCGCUCCCCUGGGCGCCGCGGGCCUGCCGAUUGCCUACGGGCCACCCAGCGGCGCGCACUGCGCCCCGCGGUGCGCGAGGCGCGCGAAGGAGGAGGACGACAAGGAGGAGGAGGAGGAGGAGGUUGCGGGAGAAGGAAGAGGACGAGGAAGGAAAACCGCUCUGGCCCAGACCGCGUCGCGCGGGGCGCGAUGCUGUCGGCGCCCCGGCGGGCGACCAAAUUACGUGACAUGCUCGGCGCAGCGCGCGGCCCACCACCAGUCGCGCAGCUCCAGCCGCGCACCCGCCAAGACGAAAGAGAAACGCCCCGCCCACGCGGCAUCUCGCCACGCGUCAGGCACGCCCCGCGCAGCGACGCAAGGGCUCUCGGCGAGCACGGCCCGCGCUGGAGAAGGCGAUUCGUCCCGCUGCCAGCUCAGCUAUUUGUCCUCGGCGAAAUGUUGGGGCUUCGAGUACAUGCAAAUACGUGUGCGUAUAGAGAUGGACACGUAUAUACACGUAUAUGCAUAUACACACAAACCUACGUAUAGCAAUAUCCUUGCCAACCGGCUCCACCAUGACAAGUGAUGAAAUAAUAGCCAGGUGCCUGUCCAGCAAGGAGAACAUGGCACUUGCUUCCCUCGAAGAGCUGGGCAUUUUCAUUGCUUUUUCUAUCCAAUAUGAUGUUCAAUACCUGAGCCGAGACGAUAGCAGGAUAGAUGGAUAGAAAGAAGAGAGGAGCGAUCUUCACACAGGCUUGACGGUCGGUACGGCCUCAGCCGCGUCUGUCUAAAACCCACGGUCCGAGGUCUGGCGACGGGCACUGCGCACAGAAGCGGUAGAAGCACGGUGUCCUCGGCCACUUCACGCCGCGGCGGCUGCUCACGGCGGCUGCCUCCGUUUGCGGUGCUGUCGGCUUCCUCAGCAUUGCCAGCCCUGCAAGUAUUGGAGAACACUCUGGGCCUCGAUCUGCUUCGCGGAGGUCGAGGAGGGCAAGCCACUCGACGGCCCAGGCAUUUUGAAGACUUUGUACACACCGACGUCAGCUGGACCAGCGCAUGCGACACCUGCAUAGACAGUGGACGCGUGCUUCGUGUCCUGAAUGUCGAAGACCGUCUUCCCCUCAGCCCGUACCUCUUCGCCCGGCCCAGAGCGACGCGUGCGGCGAGUGUCGCGACCUGUGCGGUGGCCAGGAACGCAGCCACUGGCACGACGGCGGCACAUCCAGCGCCUCGCGCGGCAGGGACGCGGCCUGCCUCUGAAGACCAGACCACCAGAGCUGCCAGCGCCCACAGCGCGCGCUAUGCCUCCAGGAGCCCCAAGAAGGACUGGCGCGGACACAGCAGAGGCUGCAGCCUGGAUGGGUCGCCGCGCCUCCAGCCAGCAUCACCACCGGCACUCCCCCCCCACCCGCACGGACCCGCCAGGCUCCCGAACCGCGCAAGCUCGUUCGCCGCGGGCUCUCGCCGAACACGGUACGCGUCCCGCGGCGCUCCCAGCAGUGGCGCCCGCAGCACCGCCGAGGCCCGCAUCGCCGCUCUGUUUCUCAAUGUUCAACAUUUCUGGCCGCGUCUGGCGUCGCAAUCGCGAGGAAGCUAGAAUUCAUCUGCCGAAGGAAAACCGCCGAAGCGCCUGAGACCACAUGUUCCUUGGCUGGUCGAUAAAACCUGCUCCACAACUGCUUGCGCGCGAGGCCCUCCAAAGUCCAAACCAAGAGUGAUCAAAUUCAAUGACACCAAAUACGCAAAGCCGCGUGCCAAAUAAAGGGAAGCCAAGCUUACCUCCAUCACAGAAGGCUGGAACUCUGGCUUAGGCCAGGUUAGAGGAACUAGCGGUGGUACGAUCUACUUCUCAUUACUGCCAAGCCGAGCUCGGUGGCACAGUGGACAUGCCAUGUAGCAUCGGAAGUGCAAGACGGCGCUUCGCAAACUCCAACUUCCACAACACAAUCAGUCGCCGAUCGCGACACGUACUCCAACGAGAAACUGUCGCCCAUAUGGACCCGCUGACGUCUGCUGCACACACAUCUGAACGAAAUUCGUCAACCCAACUGGCCAGAGCCGUGCUAAGAUCUCCAAAAACAGGUAACCAUAUUUCUAGCUCGCUCGCGCGGGGCUGCCCCUGGAGGUUCCUGGGCGAAAAAUACCCCAGGAAGGUCCCACCAAAGAUGCCCGA